This is a messenger RNA of Moneuplotes crassus, 3169 nucleotides long. NCBI's taxonomy places the organism in Eukaryota, Ciliophora, Spirotrichea, Euplotida, Euplotidae. The record is from the annotation of a GenBank genome assembly.
UUGGAGACAACCCAAAAAGAUGAGGAAGAUCUUGAGCACCCCUAAGAUUUCCUUCAAAAACAAAAUCGGAACCAGAAAUAGGUACUCAGUAAUCAGCAGGGCUGGAAGAGAGCAGAUGAAAUCCAUCACAUUGGAGAAGUUAGAGAAUAUUCGGCCUCAGAAAGACUUAAAAAUCACCCCUGCACCUUUUAUUAUCCAAAAGAAAUCUCAAAGGCCUAAGAUCAAUCGGAGAAGGAAUCUCUCUCUUGAGCCUCCAAAGAAGACAGCAGAGAUCUUCCUUACAAACUACUUCAAAGAAAAUAAGGCUAAAAUAAGAGAGUAUCAGAUUGAUUACAUCAAAGAUAUGCUUGAGGAUAACUUUCAUGAUUCAUCAGUGGAAAAUACCCAGCGUAGUAUCCCUGAGAAAUAUGUAGGCAAGAAGGCAUUACAGGAAUAUUAUAAGAAAUACCAGAAGUUCAACCGGUACUCUGACAGAAUUGAGGACUCUCCUGUCAAAAAGUACAUGUCAAGACUGCAUGAUUCCAACUUGCCAGCUAUUGCUAUCCCAAUGAUUAAGAGGAGAGGCAGCCAGGAGGAAAUGAACCUCAAGAAUUUACACCUUGGAAAACAAUACAUUUCAGCUCUAAGCAGCUCAAUGCAAGGACUUGAUUUAAAAUAACGUCAUUGUCUCAGGAGUGAAAAAUAAUGAACAAGGCAUCUCUGAAAUGUUUGAAAACCUUCCUAAAGGAGUUCAGAGCUUAGAUGCCUCUAGUAGCUCCAUUGGUUUACAAAGCCUGGAUAAUUUAUAUUUUUGGCUUAGUAAGGGAUAUAAGAAAUCAAGCUUGAAGCUUAGGCAUCUUAAUCUGAGCAACAACAAAAUUACUGAUUCUUUGGGAGAAAGAUUCUUUACAAAAAUGAUAUCAAUAGAUACAAAUAUCAAGGCUCUGAAUCUUAGUAAAAAUCUAAUUGGGAAUAAGACCAUUACAAAGAUGGCUGAAUGGAUCGAAGGAAACCCUUCUUUGAAAGUUCUCAACCUCAGCUGGAACAGGAUCGGUGAAUCAGGAGCUGUGGAAUUCCUUUCAGCUAUAUGCACUCUAACUUUAAGAGACCUCAAUCUAGCUUAUAACCGAAUUGGCCUUGGUGGAUCUACGCUUGCAGUAGAAGCUCUUUUAAAAUUGAUAAAUGAAGGAUAUCUCCGCCAUCUUGAUAUCAGUUAUACAAAUCUUGACCAACAACAAUGUAAAAUUUUUGGUGAGGGGAUUAAAGAGAACCAUACCUUGUUUGGACUCCAUAUGCAAGGGAAUCAAUGUUAUAUCGAUUCGCAUGGAUUUCUCAGACAAGAUGUGCAAGCUCAUAUUACUAAAUAUUGUGACUCCUCAUUGAUGUUCCCUCAUUCAGUCAAUGGGCAUUCCUCAGUAGUAAGCCUCAAGUCAAAAGGACAAUUCGUAUAUGAAACAAAAUGAUGGAUCUGAGAAGGGUGGUCUGAGAAGACAUUUGUUAUAAAAUAAUGGGAGAUCUAUGAUAAAUCUUUCAGACCCUGUAUAUAUCCAUUUCAAGUUUAAUAACUAUGAAGCAGAGUUCAUGAAAAAAGUUCCAAAUAGCAGUACAGGACUCGCAAGUUACGAAUAUACAUGAAUGGUGCCUCCAGGAAGGAUAAAUUACUUUUUUAGCUCUAAUAAAUAUCCCUAUUUUGCUAGGGAUCAUCCAAUCCAAAGGGAAAGACUGAUAGCGACUGAUAUUCAGGUUUAUGACACUAAGAAAUCAUUUAUAAUGAGUAAAUACAAUUAUGAUUGUAUUGAUCAGUCCCCAGUUCUGGAUGACAACUACCAAUCAGUUUUAAAGGAAUGAUAUCCAAGAAAGAAGAAAGAGGUCUAUGUGCCGAUAGACCAUGGUGUUGAGAGACCUCCUUGGAAGUUUGAAGAGUCCGUAUUCGCUCAUUACCAGCCUGAAACACAAGACUUAAUCGACCAAAUCUUUGAGUGUGACUGGAGCAUGAUCUCUAGCAAAAAAUUUAAGAUACCUGAGGAAGGAAUUGCUGUGAAGCAAAUUUUAAAGGAGAAUUAUUGGAAAAUUCUUGAAAUUUAUAGGUAUCAGUCUGCCAUCGGCACUACCAUAGGAUCUUCUUGUUUCUCUAUAUCUUUAAACCAGUUCACUGAGUUUGUCAAGUCGACUGGGAUCCUUGGUAUGAAAGGAAUCAAUCAGAGUGAAAUCGAUACUAUUUUCAUCAUUUUGAACAAGCGGUAUAAGAAGACUGAGCUUAACCCAGGAAAUGCUGUUAUUCGUUUCCAAUUUCUAGAAGCCUUGCUUAAGCUUAGCCAACGUAAAGCAUUCAAUAGCGUGAAAGCAAUUGAGAUAAUCAGAGAUUUUAUUGAGAAUUGUGUCAUCCCUACACACAAACAGCCAAUUGCCCAGGAAUGGAGAGAAGAAAGAUACUGGAAUGAGUUCGUAGAUAAUGUUUACAAAGCCCAUGAAGACCUCUUCAAGGAGGUAUAUAGAGCCUAUUCUGGCUCAAAGUCACUCCCUGGCCAAGCAAGGUUCAUGGACGCAACAGAGUUUGAUAAUAUUUUCUCAGAUUCUUGCCUCCAGAAUGAGAGGAUAUCAAAUAGAGAAGUCAACGCUUGCUUCUCUUUAGCCAUGCAAAGUCAGAUUGAUGAAAUAAAAUCAGCUAGGUUCAUGCAGAUGAAUUAUAUUGAGUUCUUAGAAGGACUAGCGAGGUUAGCAGAUAUCAUAUCUCUUCCUCCUCCUUCUGAGGAAUAUAAGAUGAAAUUCCAGACUUUACUUGAGACUAAGAAAACAGUUAGAGGUUCCUCAUCGAUCAGGCCAAAGGCUGAAGAGAUUUCUGAAGAGGAUGAAGAAGAGAAGAACUUUUAUGGAAUGAGUCUUGUUGAUCGAAUCUCUCAGCCAUUACAUAAGAAGAUUGAGAAUAUCCUUCCAAAUCUUCUGUUGAACUGCACGACUAACAGAUUCAAGAAGCAGUGGGUAUGGCCUACUAAGCACCCAGACUACGACCUUUAUGAAAAUAAGAACUAUAAAGUAAAUGUAAUCCAGAAGAUUAUAUCCAAGAAUAUCAGUAAGACAUUCUUCCAGAUGUUAGGAAUUGAGAAGAUAGUUAAAGAGGCCGUUCGGAGGAAGAGAGAACAGCUGCAUACCUCCCUUGCUUUCAUUUCUACUUAAACACCCUUUAAUUCAA